GGAAGUACCUUCUCUGCCACAUCCUCUCAUUUGUGAUUAUCUUCCCUUUCGACCCUGUGACAUGUUAUUUUCUUAGAUUUAGUGCCGUCAGACCUUGUACGCUGAUAGACUUCACAAGAGGCUGUAUUCAGAUAAAGCAGGCUAUGUACAACCCUCCAUUUCUUAUAUCGUUGUUUUGACAGUUUGUGGAGUUGACAGUUGCGGAACUCAAUUCAACUGAAGUCAUUCUGCCGAGUCAGUCUCAAGAGUGCCGAAGGUUUUGCUGAAGAGAAGUAAUGGAGGCUGCUGUCUUUGAGUAUCACAAAGAGGAUGACACUGUGGACGUUGAAUCUUUUCAGGGAGAGAAGCAGAAGCUUAUUCAGCCGGGGUCUUUAAAAGACCCCAAAUUUGAAAAGCUAAAGGAGGCGCUGGUUUGUUGGAUCAAUAGCACUUUGAAACCGGAUCACAUAGUGGUUCAGAGUCUGGAGGAGGAUCUGUUCGAUGGACUAGUGCUUCAUCACCUGCUGUCCAGGUUGGCCGGUGUGCACAUGUCUGUAGAGGCUAUGGCACUAACCAGCCCUGCUCAGAUCCGCAAGCUGGGAGUGAUCCUGGAGGAGUUGGACAAGAGACUGGGCCUGCAGGACAGCAGCCAGAUCAAGUGGAACGUCAAACUCAUUCACAACAAAAACCUUCUGGCCACUAUUCAUCUGCUGGUUGCCAUGGUGAGAUCUUUCCAGCCUGAACUGGAUUUGCCACCAAAUGUGAAAGUUGAAGUUAUAGUUUUGGAAGUGAGCAGAGGUGGAAUUAAAUCAGAUGUACAGACGGAGGUCCUGACAGAGAUAAGGGAUGCAGGCUCAGACUCUCUCAACAAGACUGAAAGGGAAGAUCCCGUCGAGCAACUGCUGAAGCUUGAGGAUCACAAGAUCAACACGGUGAAGAAGGCCAUCUUACACUUUGUCAACCAGAAUAUGUCAACCAUGGGUCUGCAGGUGGCUGAUAUGGACAAACAGUUUGCUGACGGUGUGAUUCUGCUGCUGCUGCUCGGACAGCUGGAAGGCUUCUUCAUCCCGCUCUAUGACUUCAACCUGACACCUGUCAAUCACUCUGAGAUGCUCCACAAUGUGACCUUGGCCUUGGACCUCCUUAAUGAUGCAGGCCUUCAAGUGUCCAGCGUUGAUCCACGAGGACGCCAUAACACCACUGACGCCUCAACAUAUUAAGACAAUUACUGUACAGAAAUAACAUAGUGCCUAUUAAGCAAGAGCUAAGAAUGUUAUAGAAAUCAUUUUAAGGCUACUGUGAGUAUAUAUUAUUGCCUGAGGUGACCAAACCAGAGGAUUUCUCAUAAACUGACUUUAUUUUAUACCAUGUUUUUUUUUUUUUUUUUUUUUUUGAGAAAACAAAUGAUGUCCCCCUGCAACACUGGAGCCCAUCCAAAAUGUUGAUGAAAAACAUGAGUCAUAUCUGCCUAACUUGUCACACUGAACAGAUGCAUCUCUCUGUGGAUGAAAAGGAGAGCAGAGCUAACAAAGCAGCAUCACUGUUCUUUAUUCAGCUGCUGUAUUGUAUGUGCGUAUGUUUAUAUCAGUUAUCACAGAGGUGACAGUAUCAUGGGAGUGUUAAACCUAAAGAACCAUGAUACUUAACACUACUGUUGUAAUUAAUCCAAACAGCUCAUCCGAGAUGUGUUCAAGGCAGUCAAAUUUAUCUGUGUAGCACAUUUUAUACACUGUCCAUUACUCAACAUAAAAAUUAUGAGAGACACAAGAUAAAUAAUUACAAAAAGGAUAUAUGGGGUUUCAAGAUGAUCAACAGAACAGUGGUGGAACAGCUUAGUAUUCAUUGACACAUGCAACGUGUGAUGAGUGCAGAGUGGACAAAAGCCGCUAUAAUCCAUAGUUCUAUUUUUAACAAUGGUUAAAAUGACUAUGUAUAAUGUGAAAGGGGGCCGCUUUUGGCAACAAACCCACAGAGGUUUAUCACCCUCAGCUCUACGGAGCAUAGCAUUUUUUUAGUGUCAUUAGCCAUGUUCCCAUCAUUUUAUCAGCAUUUUAAAGCUGCACAGCUGUAUGGAAACAGUAAAAUUCGAUAAUACUUCAUCAAUUGCGCAAAAAAGUUGUAAUGCGUCACUUAAGGUGUUUUUUGCCUUUGGCGAAAAAGAGUUUCUGCUACCCCAAAGUGGCCAAAACAAAAUCAGUUUUUGCAGGUUUAAAGGCUCAUGAGGUAAAAGGGUUGGGCUCUGGGGACAACGGGAUUAAGCUUUAAAAA
Sander lucioperca (pikeperch) is the source of this 2247-nucleotide messenger RNA. RefSeq names its product parvin, gamma (gene parvg). Lineage: Eukaryota; Metazoa; Chordata; Actinopteri; Perciformes; Percidae. The record is from RefSeq and is a predicted model, not a curated record. Gene Ontology annotation, biological process: establishment or maintenance of cell polarity; substrate adhesion-dependent cell spreading; actin cytoskeleton organization. The transcript has 13 exons. Bases 276 to 1199 code for a protein of 307 amino acids. Gene Ontology annotation, cellular component: cytoplasm; actin cytoskeleton; focal adhesion. Gene Ontology annotation, molecular function: actin binding.